AUGAGCGACACCAUGCGAGCUAUCGGCAUCAAAGGCGGCAAAGGCCCCGCAACAAGCCUCUUCAUCGACCAGAUCGCCAAGCCCACAGCUGCAGAAGGCCAAGCCAUCGUCAAGAUCCGGGCCUUCGGACUGAACCGCAUGGAUCUGCUUCAGCGCGAGGGUCUAUACCCACUCCCACCCCAAGCACCCCCAACCAUGGGCGUAGAGUUCUCGGGUGUGAUCGAGAGCUUCGGACCAGACGGACACGAAGACUUCAAGAUCGGAGAUGAAGUGCUCGGACUGGCCUACGGUGGCGCCUACGCAGAGUACAUCUCGGUCUCAACUCACAUGCUAGUACACAAGCCGCAAGAGCUAUCAUGGGAAGAGGCAGCCGGAGUGCCGGAGACCUGGAUCACAGCCUCGCAAGCGCUCUUCCUAAUCGGCGAAUUCCAAUCAGGCCAAAGCGUCCUCUGGCACGCGGGCGCAUCAUCAGUCUCAAUCUCCGGAAUCCAGCUCGCCAAAGCCGCCGGCGCAAAAGCCAUCUACGCAACAGCAGGCUCGCAAGAGAAAAUCGACUUCCUAGAAAAAGAACUCGGCGUGACAAAAGCCUUCAACUACAAGACCCAGGACUGGGCCGCGGAGAUCCAGUCCGCGACGUCUGGCGCGGGCGUCGACGUAACCGUCGACUUCAUCGGCGCGACGUAUUUCCAGGGUAAUCUGGACGUGGCGGCGCGCGACAGUCGCAUUGUCUUGCUGGGUCUUAUGGGUGGCGGUAAGUUACCCGAGGGAGUAAACAUUGCGCCGUUGCUGUAUAAGCGUGUGCGGAUUGAGGGGAGCACGCUGCGCAGUCGGGAUCUGGAGUACCAGCGGAAAUUGCGCGAUACGCUUGUUGAGCAUGCUUUGCCGCAGUUCUGUGAUGGGACGUUUAAGGUUUUUGUGGAGAAGGUGUUUCCGUUUGAGAAGAUUGAGGAGGCGCAUAAGUUGCUUGAGAGUAACACUACUAAGGGGAAGAUUAUUUGUGUUUUCGAGUAG
Molecule: messenger RNA, 1011 nt
Organism: Penicillium mononematosum
Lineage: Eukaryota; Fungi; Ascomycota; Eurotiomycetes; Eurotiales; Aspergillaceae
Product: NAD(P)H-quinone oxidoreductase
Exons: 3
Coding region: 1-1011 (336 amino acids)
Molecular function (GO): oxidoreductase activity
Source: RefSeq, a predicted model, not a curated record